AUGGGUGCCACUGUGUCUGCAACCUUAUUCACUGUGGAAUUCAUAAUAGGGAAUGCUGGAAAUGGAUUCAUAGCAGUGGUGAACGUCAUGGACUGGGUCAAGAGAAGAAAGCUCUCCUCAGUGGAUCAAGUCCUUACUGCUUUGACAAUCUCCAGAAUUUUUCUUUUAUGGACAGUAUUCAUAAUUCUAUUAAUAUCUGAAGUGUAUACGGAUUUAGCAAUGACUUUAAAAGUGGUAAGCAUGGCUAAUAUCACUUGGACAGUGGCUAAUCAUUUUAGUAUGUGGCUAGCGACCAGUCUCAGCAUCCUUUAUCUUCUCAAAAUAGCAAAAUUUUCUAACUCUAUUUUUCUCUACCUAAAGUGGCGAGUUAACAAGGUAGUUUUAAUGACAUUGUUGAUUUCUCUGAUCCUCUUCCUUUUUAAUAUUUUAGUGAUGUACACACAUAUGGAUAUCCUGACUGAUGAAUUCAACAGAAACCUGUCUAACAGUUCUAGGUCAUGGAAUAUUGAACAGACUUCGAGGCUUCUUUACUUACUCGAGAUUCUAUUCACCUUCGUACCCUUUACUCUAUCUCUGAUAAACAUUUUUCUGUUGAUCUUCUCCCUGUGGAAACAUCUGAAAAGCAUGCAGCACUAUGCCAAAGAAUCUAAAGAUGUCAGUACCACGGCCCACAUCAAAGCCUUGCAAGCUGUGGUGGCCUUUCUUUUGCUAAACACCAUUUCUGUUCUGUCUCUUGUCAUACAACUUUGGAGUUAUGGCUUUCUAGAGAAAGAUAUUUUCAAUUUGCUUUUUUCAGCUAUUAUAAUUGCCUUUCCCUCAUUCCAUUCAUGUGUCCUAAUUCUGAGAAACAAUAAGCUUAGAAAGGUCUCUGUCUUGGUGCUGUGGUGGCUCAGGUGCAAGGUCAAACACUGUGGAACUCUUGGGUCCCUGACACACUUGGGGAAUAAUUUUGCAGUGUAA
Molecule: messenger RNA, 960 nt
Organism: Nannospalax galili (Upper Galilee mountains blind mole rat)
Lineage: Eukaryota; Metazoa; Chordata; Mammalia; Rodentia; Spalacidae
Product: taste receptor type 2 member 125
Exons: 1
Coding region: 1-960 (319 amino acids)
Biological process (GO): G protein-coupled receptor signaling pathway; sensory perception of taste; detection of chemical stimulus involved in sensory perception of bitter taste
Cellular component (GO): membrane
Molecular function (GO): bitter taste receptor activity; G protein-coupled receptor activity
Source: RefSeq, a predicted model, not a curated record